GCUGACACCGAGCCGCCAGCUUGAGGGAAUUACUCAUUGCGAGAUGAUCCCGAUCAUGCAGGCGGGGAUGGUCGACAAGCGCCCCCGAAAGUCAGUUGGGCGCGAAGUGUACAUAGAUCAGGUGCACGUGGCGUGGAUGUUGUGGUCACAUCCCAGGGAAGCGUUGAGAGUGUACUGGGCGUACUGGCGAAGAAAGAAUUACAAG
Molecule: messenger RNA, 205 nt
Organism: Symbiodinium pilosum
Lineage: Eukaryota; Dinophyceae; Suessiales; Symbiodiniaceae
Source: the annotation of a GenBank genome assembly